This is a messenger RNA of Misgurnus anguillicaudatus (oriental weatherfish), 9778 nucleotides long. The record is from RefSeq and is a predicted model, not a curated record. Lineage: Eukaryota; Metazoa; Chordata; Actinopteri; Cypriniformes; Cobitidae.
GCUGCGCGCGCGGACGACCCUCUCCUCAGCACCGCAGCUCACACACAGCUACACAGAGGAGUGGUACGGUCCGGCUCCAAGUACACAACGAACGGUUUAUACGGUAAUGGUCAGUGCCAGUGUCUUCUCCGGGUCCAGAGCAUGUCCCGUUAUUUAUUCAGUGUGCGAGGCUGCUCGUUUGCGGAAGAAUUUCCCUCAGCUUGAGCGCGCACUGUGUGUGUCUCGUGAGAGGCGCGCGGGAAGGCGUGACUGCGGGAAAUUUAUCGUCCAAACCGUUAUUUUACCUCACCUCACAGCUGCUGCUUUUAAUAAGUUUGGAUACCUACAGUAAAGUUCUUUUUCUGUUUUCCUCAACGACAAUGGGGAACUAAAUCGAAUUAUACAAGCUUCCCAAUCCCCCCACAUCACUCUCCAAUUUGCUGUGGAGCUCUCUUGCCUGCCUCCUGCUGUGUUGGAGGCAGCCUAUGAUUUGCCACAGGCAGGAAGUACGCUGACCGGGCAUUGAAACUCGCCAGUAUCCCUCUUCCAAAGUGCCUUAGCUCUGGAACCAAGGGAUUUACAUUAAUGUCCUACUGAGAUGGCAGUCAAAGGCUAAUGCUAUAUAUCGGAACUGAAGAGAUAAAGAGCAGGUGCAACUGGUUGAAAGAGGUGCAGAGAAAGACUGACCACAAAUAAAAAAUAGAAGCGGGAAAGAGCGAAGUGAAGAAGAGGAGGUACAGGGGAGACACAGCAUGAAUGUAGCAUGGAGGUGAAGGAGCGCCGGCCUUACUGCUCCCUCUCCCGGAGCAGGAGAGAGCGAGGGAGAGACGGAGAGAGGGAAGGAGAUAAAGAAGAGGGGGAGGGCUACAGGGAGGGUCCCGGCAACCGUCGUAAUGCAGCCUCAUCUUCAGUUGUUACCCAGAAGUCUUAUAGCUCCAGUGAGACUCUGAAGGCUUUUGAUCAGCACCCAUCCACCCAGGGGCUUUAUGGGCAUCGCAUGCCAGACAUGGUGCCAAGGGACGUAGAGGAAUACAGAGCUCCAGGUCAGAGUCUCUCUCUGAGGCAGCUUGGAAUAUGCGGCCCUGCCCCUCGCCGUGGUCUAAGUUUCUGUGCCGAGACUGGACUCAGUCACCACGCACAGCUCAGCGGAGCAGACCAUAUCCAAAAUGCAGGGGGCAUUUCUCCAGACUGCGCCAUGCUUUGGGUUAAAUCACAUGGACGAGACUCACAGCUUUCCAGUCGCUCCAACUCUGCUUUAACCCUCACAGACACAGAGCAGGACAAUAAAUCAGACCAGGAGAAUGACCAGCUUCCCAUCCAGUCAGGCCCGCCUCCACUACCACCUGCUCCACAUCAACACAAGCAGCACCCGUCAGUCACCUCCCUCAACCAGUCACUGGCCAAUCAGACAGCAGAGUUUCAGAGUGCAUCUGAAUGUGUGCAACUGCAGGAAAACUGGGUUUUGGGUGGCAGCGUAGGCUUGGAAAACAGGCACUUCCUGUUAAAGACUGGAACAGGUACCACAUCUCUCUUCACAACGCCUAAUCCAGGUUAUACCAUGGCAACCGGGGCUGUCUACUCUCCACCAGCCCGCCCUUUAACUCGCAACCCACUAUCAAGAGGUGCAUUCAAAUUUAACAAAUCAUCUAAACGGUGUUCAUGGAAGUGCACUGCUUUCAGUGCUGUGGGCGUGGCUACGCUGCUGACAAUUCUUCUCUGCUACUGUUUAGCCAUGCAUGUUCUUGGCCUGAACUGGAAAUUGAAGGAUGUUGAUAAUCAUGCCUUUGAAAAUGGACGAGCCAAACCGGUGACGUUCCCGACCAACACUGUGACUGCAAUUUCUGCAGAUGGAAGGUUAGGUGUGGUGCUGCAGUAUAACUCCACACUGGACACAGGACAGGUGGAGUUGGGUCAGCAGGUAACACAAGCUGUUCCACCAGCGGUUUUCUGGAGAUCCAAAAUUCUCAUUGAACAACCCCACUUCCUCAAGUUUAACAUUUCCAUCCAGAAAAAUGCCCUGAUUGGAGUCUAUGGAAGAAGGGGAUUGCCACCCUCGCACACCCAGUAUGACUUUGUGGAGCUUCUGGACGGCAGUAGGCUUAUAUCACGAGAGCGUGUUCAGUUGGAUCCGGAUAUCAGGGACAGACUGGAGAUUCCGGUCAGCGUUCAGCAAGCGGGCUUUAUUCAAUACCUGCACACUGGUGUGUGGCACCUGGCUUUUUACAACGAUGGGCGCAGUGUAGAGCCAGUCUCAUACAACACCAUAAUGCUGGAGUCCGUGAUGGAAUGCCCACACAACUGCUAUGGUAAUGGAGAGUGUGUCUCAGGCAUGUGUACUUGCUUUCCUGGAUUUCUUGGGCCUUAUUGUUCAAGAGCGGCGUGUCCAGUUUUGUGCAGUGGCAACGGCCAAUACAAUGGGGGGCGCUGCCAGUGCUACAGCGGAUGGAAGGGGAUUGAAUGUGACGUGCCAAGCGGUCAGUGUAUCGAUGCCCAGUGCGGCGGUAAUGGCAUGUGUGUUACGGGCUCCUGCAUGUGUAACCCAGGCUACAAAGGUGACAACUGUGACCAAGUGGACUGUGUGGACCCAUCCUGUUCAGGUCGUGGCUCUUGUCUCCAUGGCCAAUGCCACUGCACAUCAGGCUGGACCGGAGUUAACUGUGAGACACAGCUGUCUGUCUGUCUGGAACACUGCUCAGGCCAUGGCACAUUUCAGAGUGAAACCAGCACCUGCAUCUGUGAUGUGAACUGGACCGGACCUGAUUGCUCAACAGAAAUGUGUACAACAGAUUGCAGUUCUCACGGCGUAUGUGUCGGAGGUGUGUGUCGAUGUGCAGACGGCUGGUCGGGGACGGGGUGUGAACAGGAGGUCUGUCAGUGUGGUGAACAUGGCGUGUGUCGCAAAGGAAAGUGCGAGUGUCACCAAGGUUGGACUGGAGAAAACUGCAAUAUUGCUCAUUUUCUGGACAGUAAAAUAAAAGCAGACUGGAUAGGAUACAGAGACAGUUGUCCAGGGUUGUGCAACAACAACGGCAGGUGCAUUCUGGACCAGAACGGAUGGCAUUGCCUCUGCCAGUCUGGAUGGAGAGGGGUGGGGUGUGAUGUCGCCAUGGAAACCCUUUGCUCAGAUGGCAAGGACAACGAGGGCGAUGGCUUGGUGGAUUGUAUGGACCCAGACUGUUGCAUUCACAGCAGCUGUCAGGGUCAGACGUACUGCCGCGGGGCUCCGGAUCCCAACACAAUGCAACACCAGAGCUCAUCUACCCCAGGCUCUCUGAGUUUCUAUCAACGCGUCAGUUUUCUGGUGGCGCCAGGGGGGACUCAUACUUUGCCAGGGGAAAACACUUUCAACAACAGCUUGGUGUCAGUAGUGCGAGGGCAGGUGGUGACCACAGACGGCACUCCUCUGAUUGGGGUGAACGUGACUCUUCUGCAUUAUCCGCAACUGGGUUAUACCAUCACCAGACAGGAUGGCAUGUUUGAUUUAUUGGUGAAUGGCGGUGCUGCACUGACGUUAAGUUUCACGCGUGCUCCGUAUCCCACUGUAUAUCGCACGGUGUGGUUGUCAUGGAGAGUCUUCUAUGUGAUGGACAUGCUGGUGAUGAGAAAAGAGGAGAGGGAGACACCAAACUGCGAGUUUAACAGCCUCGACAGACCUUCACCCAAAAUCACAGCGUCACCACUCUCCACCUUCUACCGCACCAGCCCCGAGGCCAGCCCCAUCAUUCCUGAGACACAGGUUCUUCAUGAGCAGACAGCAAUUCCUGGAAGUGAUUUAGGUUUAGUCUACUUAAGUUCACGUGCCUCAGCAUACAAACCCGUUCUGAAGGUCAUCAUGACCCAGUCCAGCGUGCCCUUCGGCUUGGCUAAAGUCCACCUUUUGGUUGCCGUGGAGGGUAGAAUGUUUCAGAAGCAGUUCCCGGCUUCACCACGGCUCUCCUACGGCUUUAUCUGGGACAAGACGGAUGCUUACAGCCAGAGAGUCUAUGGACUGGCGGAGGCUGUAGUAUCCGUUGGCUUCGAGUAUGAAUCAUGUCUGAAUGUGAUCCUGUGGGAAAAGAGGACAGCCACACUGCAGGGAUAUGAGCUGGAGGCCUCCAACCUAGGCGGCUGGACCCUGGAUAAGCACCACGUUUUGGAUGUGUCGAACGGUAUUCUAUAUAAAGGAGAUGGUGAGAAUGUGUUCCUCUCAAAGCUUCCACCCGUCAUCAGUACCAUUAUGGGCAAUGGCAGACGCAGAAGCAUCUCAUGCCCCAGCUGUAAUGGCCAGGCAGAGGGUAACAAGCUGCUGGCUCCUGUGGCUCUCACAUGGGGUGUCGAUGGCAGCCUGUAUGUUGGCGACUUCAAUUACAUCAGACGCAUCUAUCCAUCAGGCAAUGUGAGCAGUGUCAUGGAGCUCAGAAAUAAGGAUUUCAGGCAUAGCAACAACCCUGCUCACCGAUACUACCUGGCCACGGAUCCGGUGACGGGGCAGCUGUAUGUGUCAGACACUAACUCCAGGCGCAUCUACAGCCCGCGGGUGCUCUCGGGUACCUCUGAGCCUCAGCAAAACGUAGAGGUGGUAGCGGGGACAGGAGAUCACUGUCUGCCUUUUGAUGAAGCUCAUUGUGGAGACGGAGGACCGGCCACGGAGGCUCUACUCACGGGACCCAAAGGGAUCGCCAUUGACAAGAACGGGCUGAUCUACUUCGUGGACGGGACUGUGAUCCGUAAAGUGGAUAAGAGCGGCAUCAUUUCGACCCUUCUGGGGUCUAAUGACCUUGCCUCUGCUCGACCCCUGAGCUGUGACUCGGUGAUGGACGUUCAUCAGGUGUCUUUGGAGUGGCCGACGGACUUGACUGUCAGUCCGAUGGAUAACUCGCUCUAUGUGCUGGAUGGCAGUGUGGUUUUGCGGGUCACUGAAGAGGGGCAGGUCAGCGUGGCAGCGGGCAGACCCCUGCACUGCCCUAUGCCAUCUACAGACAUCUCAGUGACAAAAACACAGCGAGCCACACACACCCAUCUGGAAUCCCCCAGUGCAAUUGCUGUCUCCUUCAGUGGAGUGCUGCACAUCGUGGAGACAGAUGAGAGGAAGAUGAGCCGCAUACGCAGUGUGGCGGCAGAUGGCGAGAUCACUCACCUGGCGGGAGCGCCUUCAGAUUGCGACUGCAAGACGGACGUCAACUGUGAUUGUUACCUAACCGGAGACGGCUUUGCAAAAGAUGCUCGGCUCAACGGGCCGUCCUCUCUCGUCGCUGCUCCUGAUGGCACUCUGUACGUCGCGGACCUGGGGAACAUUCGAAUUCGCUUGAUCGGAAAAAACAGGCCGGCACUUAACAGCAUGGGCUUGUAUGAAGUGGCCUCGUCUGCCGAGCAGGAACUCUACAUGUUUGACAGUAAUGGAACGCACCAGUAUACUGUCAACCUGAUCACUGGAGACUACAAAUAUAACUUCAGCUAUAGCAAUGAGGGAGAUCUGACCCUAGUGGCUGACAGCCAUGGAAACACUCUGCGAAUUCGCAGGGACACAAGUCGACUUCCAGUCCGCAUCGUUGCACCUGACAACCAGGUUAUUUGGCUAACUGUAGGCUCAAGUGGUGGGCUAAAGACCCUAGGCACACAGGGGCGUGAACAUGUGCUGCUAACUUACCAUGGCAACAGUGGUCUCCUGGCAACCAAGAGUAUUGCCAAUGGAUGGACAACGUUUUAUGACUAUGACACAGAAGGACGACUGACAAACGUAACUUUUCCUACCGGAGUGGUGACCAGCCUGGCGUAUGACAUGGAGACUGUCUCUACAGUAGAACGAGAAAGUUUUGAAAGAGAUGAAGCUUCAACGAUGACUACAAACCAGUCAGCAAUUCAAAGUGUACUGACGUUACAACAAGAUCAGCUCAAGAAUAACUAUGUGAUUGGUUAUGACCACUCGUUCUGGAUCCUGUAUGCAAAUGGAAUGAACACACACUACCAAACUGAGCCACAUAUUUUGUCAGGAGCCUCCUCCCCUACAUUGGCCUGUAGAAACAUGACACUACCCGAUGACAGUGGACAGAACCUGGUGGAGUGGCGCUUUCGCAAAGAACAGACGCGUACGAAGGUCACAGUGUUCGGACGCAAGUUACGAGUAAAUGGACGGAACAUUUUGUCUGUUGAUUAUGACCGAGCGCUGAGGAUUGAAAAGAUCUAUGAUGAUCACCGUAAAUUUCUUCUGAAGAUUGGUUAUGACACGGCAGGUCAGCCCAGUCUCUGGAUGCCAAGUAGCAAGUUGCUGCCUGUCAACCUCACUCGCAAUAGCAAUGGGCAGUUGAGUGCCAUUCACUGGGGUUCGGUCUCAGAGAGAGUUGAGUAUGAUGGACAAGAUCGUCUGCUGUCUAGAACGUUCCCUGAUGGGAAGACCUGGAGCUACACGUAUCUGGAGAAGUCCACAGUCUUAAUACUGGCGAGUCAGCGGCAGUACGUCUUUGAAUAUGAUCCUCAGGGAGGUCUCUCUGCAGUCACUAUGCCCAGUGUGGCCCGUUACACUAUGGAGACUCUACGUUCAGUGUCGUAUUAUCGUAACCUUUACCAUAUGCCUGAAAGCAAUGCCUCUGUUGCUGUGGACUACAGUGAGGAUGGGAGGCUCCUGAGAGUGGCACAACUGGGCACAGGUCGCAGGGUCAUUUACCGGUACCGCUGGCACAACAAACUGUCUGAAGUUCUGUAUGACAGCACUCGUGUUAGCUUCACCUACGAUGAGACCGCAGGUGUGCUGAAAACAGUCAAUUUGCAAAGCGAGGGUUUCAUUUGCACCAUUAGAUACAGGCAGCUCGGUCCACUAGUCGACCGGCAAAUUUACCGUUUUAGUGAAGACGGGAUGGUAAACGCACGCUUUGACUAUGCUUAUGAUAGUAGUCUGCGUGUUACAAGCGUUCAGGGAGUUAUCAAUGAGACGCCGCUGCCCAUCGACCUCUAUCAGUACGACGACAUCUCAGGGAAGGUGGAGCAGUUCGGGAAGUUCGGCGUCAUCUAUUAUGACAUCAAUCAGAUCAUCUCUACCUCUGUCAUGACUUACACCAAACACUUUGACGGACAUGGUCGGAUACGAGAAAUUCAGUACGAGCUCUUUCGCUCCCUGCUGUUCUGGAUCACGAUCCAAUAUGACGACAUGAGUCGUGUUACUAAGAGGGAGGUGAAGAUUGGACCGUUCGCUAACGCUACAAAGUACGGCUAUGAAUAUGAUGUGGACGGGCAGCUGUUGGCUGUGUACCUCAACGACAAAAUGACAUGGCGCUAUAGCUAUGACUUAAAUGGGAACAUACAUCUACUUAGUCCCCCGAACAAUGCGCGAAUCAUGCCUCUUCGUUACGACUUACGAGACCGCAUAACUCGUCUUGGCGAUUUGCAGUAUGAGGUCGAUGAGGAUGGGUUUCUCCACCAGAGAGGCUCGGAGAUCUUUCAAUACAACUCCAAUGGUCACCUGGAACGUGUUUAUAGUAAGACGAGUGGCUGGAGCGUACAGUACCGUUACGAUGGUUUGGGAAGAAGAGUCUCCACCAAGUCUAGCACUGGAUACCAUCUGCAAUUUUUCUAUGCCGAUUUAAGCUACCCAAGCAGGAUAACGCAUGUGUACAAUCACUCGAGCUCACAGAUUACCUCUCUAUACUACGACCUGCAAGGACACUUGUUUGCCAUGGAGAUCAGCAGCGGGACAGAGUUCUACAUAGCCUGUGAUAAUGUAGGAACACCACUGGCUGUUUUUGGCAGUGAUGGCAUUCUCCUCAAGCAGGUUCAUUAUACGGCCUAUGGGGAGGUGUACUCGGACUCCAAUCCUGACAUCCAGUUGGUGAUUGGGUUUCAUGGAGGGCUUUAUGACCCUGUAACAAAACUGCUGCAUUUUGGAGUACGGGACUAUGAUAUCAUGUCGGGUCGCUGGACUGCACCUGAUUUCAUGUUGUGGGAGAAAAUCGGCAAAGACCCGGGCCCUUUCAAUCUGUACAUGUUCAGAAACAACAACCCGAUAAGUAAGGUGCAGAAUGUUAGGGACUACUUAACAGAUGUGAACAGCUGGCUGGUCACGUUUGGGUUCCAUCUUCAUAACAGCAUUCCUGGUUUCCCAAUUCCCGUUUCUGAAAUGACCCAUGCCUCCUAUGAACUAACAAAAAGCCAAAUGUGGGAUGACUUAACAACCAGCGUUGCAGUCCAGCAGCACAUCAUCCGACAAGCUGAAGCUUUUCUAAAAUUUGGGAAUCUGCCAACGAUUCAGUUUGGUCAUAGCCAAAGGCCUGACAAACCCUGGCUGUGGUUUGCCUCCAGCGAUUCACUGAUAGGUCGUGGGAUCAUGCUGGCUCUCUACAAAGGUAUUGUGAUAACUCGAGCUCUAAGCCUUGCCAAUGAGGACUGCGUCAAGGUUGCCAACAUCCUCAAUGGCGCCCUUUAUUUAAAAGACUUGCACUUUAUUAUUGACGGCAGAGACACACAUUACUUUGUUAAAACGACUUCUCCCGAAGCAGACCUGGCUGCUUUGCGGCUCACCAGCGGACGGAAAGAACUUGAGAACGCGGUGAACGUAACGGUGUCACAGUCCACAGCUGUGCUGGCCGGCCGCACCCGCCGCUUCGCAGAUGUGGAGUUUCAGCGGGGGGCUCUCACCCUGCACUUGCGCUACGGCUCAUCCAUUGAUGAGGAACGGGUGCGGGUUUUGGAGCUUGCCAGACAGAGGGCUCUGGCUAACCUGUGGACACGUGAGCAGCGAAGGGUACAAAAUGGAGAGGAAGGAUCUCGACUGUGGACGGAGGGAGAGAAAAGGCAGCUUCUUAGCGGAGGACGAGUGCAGGGCUUUGAUGGAUACUAUGUGCUGUCAGUCGAGCAGUAUCCUGAGCUAGCGGACAGUGUGACCAACAUUCAGUUCCUCAGACAAAAUGAGAUCGGCAAAAGGUAGUUAACAGACCACGCUUAUGAACAGCCACUCUCUACUGCGAUUUUGUUUUUAAUGGAAGAUUGAGUUUAAUUAAGGGGACAUGCUGUGGUUUAAGACAUUUCGAGAGAGUUUGUAAAACUCCACUACUCUUGGAUUUAGUGGGGUACCAGCAUCGUGAAAAAAAAGACUAUUAAGGCAACGCUGUGCGUUGUGAAACGUUAAUGUGUUUUCUCAAAGGCCUUUACAAGGUUACUGUUGUGGAGCACAAUGAAAUUAUUAACUUAAGAGUCAAGAUACAACCAGAUUCAUAGAACUAUCGAUGUCUUUAUUUAACUAUUUAUUCAUUAAACGCACUAUUCGAUAUUUCCCUAUAGAGAUAAUGUCAAAUCUUUUGGAAAUUAAAAUGUUUACAUAUGCAUUUUAUUGUACCACUGCAAAAAAAUACCACAUAUGAUGUCAGGUGGUUUAUUGUAGCCAGCUCUAAACUUUACACUGUAAUUUUUUUUAUUUAUUCCGCUUUGUCUUAUUUUAUGUGUACAUUUCAUGAGUACCAUAAAAAAAAAAACUGUUCGGCAAUUAUGUAAUUUGCAGUGAAACUCCCCUAAAAUAUGAUGUCACACAGUUUUUAAUUUUUUUUAGUUCGUCUGAAUCUCCUUUAUAGUUACAGAAAUAUCAUUUUUAUAAAUGACGAAAAUUUUGAUUCGCAGCCAUUGUGGUGCAUCAUACAGGAACUGAAUAAACUGUACAUAUAAUGAAUAAAAGAGCAGCACAGCACAGAAAACAUGUAAAUGUCUGUAUUUAUGUAAAUGAGUGUUUACCUGCAUAUUUUUAAACUUAAAAGCAAUUAUUUGCUCAUUUGGUUACAAGUCCCAAGGAAAGUAUUUAUGAAAAUUGUUUGUACUAAAAAUAAAAUAAAAGAUAAAAUGA